AUGCCGGACGCCAUCCCGGACUCCUCCCCGGACAGGCAGGACCCGGGAGACGCACCGGUGGUCGUUCAGGACAGGCGGGCCCGCAAGGCGAUGUGGGAGGACAAGAACUUCCAAGGCCAGGAGUGGACUGUAGACAUGCAGUCGGAGCGGGAGAAGACGCUGACGAAAAAGCUCAAGAAGCUGAAGGGGAAGUUCACGCCCUAUGGUCCCAAGCCGUGGGACUCGCCCGCGUUCAGGAGCGUGUCCAUUGCCGUUCACCUCGACCCGAAGCAGGCCUCCAACAAGAAGAUCCUCAGCCAAGUCACGGAAGAGAUGCGCCGCAUUACCGGAGGGAUGCCGAGGACCAUGAUCGCGAAGCAAAAUAUGGCCAAGACCAACCAGCGCAAGGGCUUCCCGAGUGGAGUGAGCAUCGUGAUCAAGGGCAAAUUGAUGAUGGACUUCUUGACCAGGCUGAACACCCUCGUCUUGCCCCGCGUCCGCGACUUCGAGGGUCUCUAUCCCAACUGCUUCGGCAACACGGGCGACUUCUCGCUCACGAUCAAGGGCCAGGAGCCCUUCAAGGAGCUCGACGAGCUCCUGGACAUCCGCGAGAUCACGCACAACUGGCAGAUCACCAUCCACACCAACCGCUUCACGCAGCCUUCCGCCAUGCAGCUGAUGAAGGAGUUCGGAUUCCCGUUCACCGACGAGCUCAAGGUGAGGAGGAAGAAG
Prorocentrum cordatum is the source of this 711-nucleotide messenger RNA. NCBI's taxonomy places the organism in Eukaryota, Dinophyceae, Prorocentrales, Prorocentraceae. The record is from the annotation of a GenBank genome assembly.